UAGUGCAGAAGUGUGUAGGUUGUAGUUCACGGAUGGGUUGGAGGUACAAACCGACAUGUAAAUUCGGAAUAAUCAUUCAAGUGAUGGAGAAGUUACGUUAAUGUGGUAUUUUUAUGGGUUAUGUUGUACACUUCAUCGCUCUUCACGCAGUAUUUUUAGUGGAUUCUUGUAAGCCAGUGCUUCACUUUUCUCGUGUGCACAUUUUUUUCUUCAAGAGUGUAAUACGGUGAAUGCAUAACUGCAAGUUCUGUGGAAUUAUAUAUAACGUAUAUAUAUGUUGAUGCAUGGUUUGCAGUAUGAAAAUAUGAAUAUGCGUGAACGAACUCGUCACAGCUUUCAUACCGUUUCAUACGCUUUAGUAUUUGAAAAUGGCCGACGUAAUUGAGUUGCGUAUGAAUGUAGCAGCGUUAAAAAGGGUCGAUCCGUAUGUAAAAGACAUCCUUGAAACCGCAACACAUGUUGCUUUAUAUACAUUUAAUGCAGAUGAUAACGAGUGGGAGAAAACUGAUGUUGAAGGUGCCUUGUUUGUUUAUAGUAGAAGUGGGGAACCGUAUCACAGUAUUCUUAUUAUGAACAGACUCAAUACAAAUAAUCUGGUUGAACCCGUUAUUCAAGGACUAGAUCUACAAUUACAAGAACCUUUUCUUUUAUAUCGGAAUGCAAGCUGUCGUAUUUUCGGUGUUUGGUUUUACGAUAAAGACGAAUGUAUUCGUAUCGCGGCAGUGCUUGAUAAACUCGUUAAAGAAUCCGAAAUGAGCAAAAAAUUUCCAGACAAAGUUCCUGUUAAAAACAAAUGUAGUGGUGAUACAAAUGUGGACAUAUUCACAAUGCUCAGCAGAGCUCAGGAGGAUUACAAUUCCAACAAGAACCAAGCAAAUAUGAAGCAUGCUUCAGCAGAAGAGUCAAAACCAGAGAUGCCACAGGGUGUUGUGGAUUUUUUUGCUAAAGCUAGCAGUGGAACAUCUCAUUUUUCUUCUGAUAAGGUAUCUCAACCAGCAGGUAUAUAUGUUGGUCAUCACCAGUCGAGAGCAUCAGGUACAGAACUUCCUGGUGACUCAAGUGAUGGUCAGCUGAAACCUCUCUUGCAGCACCUGAUUCCAAAUCCAGUACAUACUGUGGAACAAAUUGAAAAGCAACAGAGAUCUGUGACUCCACAGACAGAUGCUGUGUCAGCCAAGAGAAGUAAAGGGAAAACACUAUCCUGUAAAGACAGCAGCAGUGGAAACUUACAAACAAGGCCAGUGUCCUCUGGCAGUGUGACAGAUGGUAUAAAAUUACAGCUUGGCAGUGUACUUGUGACACAGUCAAGUUCCAGUACGUCAUCGGGGUUGCUAGAGAAUAGAAUGAGUUUCCUCCGCAUUGCAUCUCCAACUACAACAUGCCCGCAACUCACCCAAUUUUUUGGAACUGGAUUUCAGAGUGUUUCAUCAAGUGGAAAGCUGAUGGAUGUUAUCACACCUGAUCAGCGACCAUUAUCAGCACCACUGUGCAGUGGAAUGGAGACACCACAGAGACCAGCACUAAUGCCACCUACCAUGUUCACCUCAUCAUCUCAGAAAGAUGCAUCUAACAAACUAGAAGCUGGUAACAGUACGGUUCAGGUGCAUAAUUCAGAUGUGGCUUCAGUGAAACUGAGAUCAGAACUACCAGUAUCAACCCUGGCAACUGGCACGAGUGGUACAGUUUUGCUGGAUGAUAGUGUAACACCAGUGAGGCCUGAACCUUUAACCAGAAACCAGCUUCUUCAAGCAUUCAAUUACCUUGUGAAGAAUGAUCCUGAGUUUGUUAACAAACUUCAUGAAGCAUAUGUUAAAUCAUUUGCAGAAAUGGUCUUGUAGACAAGUAGGUGAUGUGUUUUCUUAUGUACAGCAGUAAAGUAACCUUAUAUUAUGUUGUGCUGAUUUGAAAAGAAAUUAUGUGAAUCUGCUGGUCUUGCAUAUUUUCAGGUAGUGUCAUAAGUCGUUAGUAAAUCCAAAGAAGUACAGUUUAUGUGGAAUUUGAGGUUCUCACAGCAGUGAGUAUGAAGAGGUCAUUGAUACAGUGCCAUAUAGUUUGUUGAAAGUCAGUUAAUGUUUCGGAGGAACAUGUCAUUGGCACAUGUUCCUCCAAAACAUCAUUUGACUUUUUACUUACUACAGGACAUUAUAUCGGAGAAUACAAUUGAAACACUUUAAAAGAGAUGUACUUAUUGUGGUGAGUUUGCACAAUCUUGACAUGGAGCUAUAUUGAAUAAAAUGAUGUUAUACUUUUUGACUUGUAAAUAAUUCCACUUUAAUGCAUUGGGUUUAAAUUUCUCUGUCCAGUAGCAUGUCAGUACAAGAGUUUGAAGUAACUCACUAUAUCUUGACUGCAGUGUUUAUAUUGCUGGUCUGGUCUAUAUUAUUUGUUUUGCAGUGAACUAUAUUACAAAAACUUUAUACAACUGGAGUAUGUAUAUAUACAUGCACUCCUAGAGAAACAAAAUAUACCAGUAAUCUAUGUAUUAUGCAAGAAAUUAGUACAGUGACAGUUGACAAUGUUGCUUUAUUGUGAAUAAUUGUGAUACUCUUUCUUUUAUUUAAACAUAAAUUUGAAUAUGGACCAUUUUAAUUUAUAAACCAAAUAUUACUGAAAAUGUAAUUGCUAGUGAUUAUUUUUCAUUACAGAUUUAUUUUUGUCAGUAACACUGUUGCCCUAAAUAAAAAAAAUCUUUCAAAUAAGUGUUGGGUGUUUUCAUAGUGUCCUGUAAUAGGGGUCAUCUGAUGCUGGUGCACAAAAGGCACAUACGUCACUCCUUGUAAACUAUAAUAAACUUACUGAUAUUUUGUGCA
This is a messenger RNA of Cryptotermes secundus, 2810 nucleotides long. RefSeq names its product mRNA-decapping enzyme 1A (gene DCP1). Gene Ontology annotation, biological process: deadenylation-dependent decapping of nuclear-transcribed mRNA; positive regulation of catalytic activity; deadenylation-independent decapping of nuclear-transcribed mRNA. The coding region runs from base 369 to 1838 and encodes 489 amino acids. Lineage: Eukaryota; Metazoa; Arthropoda; Insecta; Blattodea; Kalotermitidae. The record is from RefSeq and is a predicted model, not a curated record. Gene Ontology annotation, molecular function: enzyme activator activity; mRNA binding. Gene Ontology annotation, cellular component: P-body. The transcript has a single exon.